AUGUCGACCAAACCCUCUCUCAAAGCUGCCGAGGACUUCCUCUCUUUCGUCAAUGCUUCGCCUACACCAUUCCACGCUGUCAAGUCAGCAAAAGAAAGGCUUGAGAAGGCCGGCUUCAAGCAAAUCAAGGAGCGCGACUCGUGGGCACCCACCCUCCAGCCCGGAGGCAAGUACUACCUCACCCGUAACACAUCCUCCAUCGUCGCUUUCGCUAUCGGCAACAAAUGGAAGGCCGGCAACCCCAUCGCCAUGAUUGGCGCCCAUACCGACUCUCCAUGCCUACGCAUCAAGCCUGUGUCUAAGCGAACAGGCGAUGGCUUUAUUCAAGUAGCCUGUGAGACAUACGGCGGUGGUCUCUGGCACACCUGGUUCGAUCGCGACCUCAGUAUCGCAGGUCGUGCCAUGGUACGAACAAAGGAUGGCAACAUUGAGCAGCGCCUGGUCAAGGUCGAGAGGCCCAUCUUGCGGAUACCCACUCUAGCCAUCCAUCUGGACCGCCAGGAGAACUUCCAGUUCAACAAAGAGACACAACUAUUUCCUAUUGCUGGCCUGGUCGCUGCAGAGUUGAACCGCCAGGGCAAGACCGAAGAGACCAAGGAGGAUAGCAAGGACACAGAGACCGAGGGCCCACUCGCUGCCCCAACUGCAAGGCACCACCCCUACAUUAUCGACAUCAUCGCCGAGGAGGCCGGCGCUGAGCCAAGUGACAUCGUAGACUUCGAGAUGGUUCUGUACGAUACACAGAAGUCGGUUAUUGGUGGCCUGAACAAUGAGCUCAUUUUCUCUCCGCGAUUGGACAACCUCAUGAUGACCUAUUGUAGCAUCGAGGGUAUCAUCAAGAGUCUCUCUGCAUCAUCCGCGUUAGAGAACGACUCGACCAUCCGACUCAUCGCAUGCUUCGACCAUGAAGAGAUCGGCUCCCAGACUGCACAGGGAGCGGACUCAAACCUGUUGCCUGCUGUAAUCCGCCGCUUGUCAGUGCUACCCGCCUCUGACAGCAACUCGGACAAGUCUUUUGAGAAGGUUGAAGCAGAUACUGCUACCGCUUACGAGCAAACGCUGGCCACAUCGUUCUUGAUCUCCGCCGACAUGGCCCACUCCGUGCACCCCAACUACCCAGCCAAGUACGAGUCCCAGCACAGGCCUGAGAUGAACAAGGGCACUGUUAUCAAGAUCAAUGCCAAUGCCCGGUACGCCACCAACUCACCAGGUAUUGUCUUGCUUCAGGAGGCAGCCCGUCGCGCGAAAGCGGCGUCUUACAAUCCAAAGUCGGCCAAAGAAGGUGUCCCGCUCCAGCUCUUUGUCGUCCGCAAUGACUCUUCCUGUGGUAGCACCAUCGGCCCCAUGCUAUCAGCAGCGAUGGGCGCUCGCACUCUUGAUCUGGGUAACCCUCAGCUCAGCAUGCACAGCAUUCGCGAGACUGGCGGUGCGCAUGAUGUUGAACAUGCUGUCAAUCUGUUCGACAGCUUCUUCGAGAAUUUUGAGGAACUUGAGAAGAAGAUUAUUAGCGUCUGUUCUCUGACGCGAACCGCUGUUUUGACAACUGACAUCAUGGCACCUCAAUUUCUGUCUGGCGACAAAAACGCCAUCGACGGAUUCUUGGAUAGGUUCGAUGUCUUCCUGUUCGACUGCGAUGGCGUCCUCUGGUCCGGCGAUCACCUAUUCGAAAAGGUCCCUGAGACGCUGGAAAUGCUGAGGAGUAAAGGCAAACAACUCGUUUUCGUCACCAACAACAGCACAAAGUCCCGAGCGGAUUACAAGAAGAAGUUCGAAAAGCUCGGCAUCCCCGCCGAGGUGGAAGAAGUCUUUGGAUCCUCUUACAGUGCCGCGGUAUACAUCGCCCGCAUUCUCAAUCUCCCUGCGCCGAAGAACAAAGUCUUUGUGCUCGGCGAAAGCGGCGUGGAACAGGAACUCGAUGCCGAAGGCGUCCCAUACAUCGGCGGCACAGACCCCGCCUACAACCGUGAAUUCCGACAGCCAGAAGAUUUCGAGGCUAUCGCGAACGGCAGCCUGCUCGACCCCGAUGUUGGCGUUGUGCUGAGUGGACUGGACUUCCACUCAAACUACCUCAAGACCGCAAUCGCUUUCCAGUACCUUCAGCGUGGUGCCAUAUAUCUCGCUACGAAUAUCGACUCUACGCUGCCAAAUGCGCAUACCUUGUUUCCUGGUGCUGGUGCUUCGGGCGCUUCGCUUGAGAGGGCUAUUGGCAAAUCGCCAUUGUCUUUGGGAAAGCCAAGUCAAGCUAUGAUGGAUGCCGUAGAGGGCAAAUUUAAAUUCGAUCGUAGCAGGACCUGUAUGGUGGGAGAUAGGCUGAACACGGAUAUCCAGUUCGGCAUCGAUGGAAAGUUGGGCGGCACACUGGCUGUACUCACAGGUGUCAGCAAAAAAGAAGACUUUUUGGCCGAGGGUGCGACGACUGUUCCCACGGCCUAUGUCAAUGCGCUGGGUGAUCUGCUGGGUUAG
This is a messenger RNA of Alternaria burnsii, 2463 nucleotides long. Its product is annotated as aspartyl aminopeptidase. Gene Ontology annotation, biological process: proteolysis. Gene Ontology annotation, molecular function: zinc ion binding; phosphatase activity; metalloaminopeptidase activity. The transcript has 8 exons. Lineage: Eukaryota; Fungi; Ascomycota; Dothideomycetes; Pleosporales; Pleosporaceae. Gene Ontology annotation, cellular component: fungal-type vacuole. The record is from RefSeq and is a predicted model, not a curated record. Bases 1 to 2463 code for a protein of 820 amino acids.